This is a messenger RNA of Schizophyllum commune H4-8, 1668 nucleotides long. RefSeq lists its product as uncharacterized. NCBI's taxonomy places the organism in Eukaryota, Fungi, Basidiomycota, Agaricomycetes, Agaricales, Schizophyllaceae. The coding region runs from base 1 to 1668 and encodes 555 amino acids. The record is from RefSeq and is a predicted model, not a curated record. The transcript is spliced from 9 exons. Gene Ontology annotation, molecular function: protein binding.
AUGAUUAUUGUGCCGAGGCACCGGCAGCAGCUCCGAGGCAAUAAACCAUUCGAGCGCCUGCUAGCGCUACACAUCCCGGGGACAGCUGCCGAUGGCAAGGAAUACUCCACAGCUGAGUGCUGGAACAGCAUUUCCUAUAUUCAAGGUCGAAUAUGUGGUGAUGGUUUAGUCCAGUUUAAGGCUCGUUCAAGAUCGUAUGAAGUUGCCAAACUUUGGGUCUGGAGGAAGGUGCUCUGCCUCGGUGUCGAGGUGACCUCGAUCGCGAUCCGCGAAGCAGACCCUGAGACCCGAGCCAUAAAGCAGCACAUUAUGCAGACGGAAAGGAGGAGGAAUGCGGCAUCCCCCGAUGCGGAGGGCGCCCCCGAGCACGUCGCCGGCAGACUCCCCGUCGAGCUCUGGACCGAUAUCGCUUCCUGGUGCAGCCGCUCCGCGGUGUACAGGCUCUGCCUCGUCUCUAGGACCUUCUACCUCCUCUUCAACCCCGUCCUCUACAAAUCCCUGCUCACCGAGCACGACAGCGUCUGUCCCGCACUCCUCCGCACCCUCUCCUCGCGGCGCGGCAGCGCGAGCCUCGGCCCCCAUCCCGCCUCCCUCGUUCGCGAUCUCUUCCUCAAUACCACACACAGCAAGUCUACCCGCCCGAUCGAGACGACGCUCAAGAACACGUCCCUGUUCACCGACAAGUCCGUCGGCUCGCGCCUGCGCGCCCUUACAUGGGACAUCCGCGAGGUCCCCGCGAAUAUUGCGCUGCUGCUGCAGGAUCCCGUUGCUUUCCCUUGCUUGAAGGAGAUGUCGCUGCGAUUUGCGUGGCGGAUGUUCAAUGCGGCGCCGAAGUCUAACAUGCGGAUAUUCCUCAAUCCCGGGCUCGAGAAAUUGAGUAUCGAGUACCGAGUGUGCAAUGAUCCCAGUGACUUCCUCAAAGCACACCCCGCCAUCCAGCACCUCAAACUCCGCAUGGAGACCACACUAGCGGACGACCUGGCGCACUCGCUCCCCCAUCUCCGCACGUUCUGCGGGUACGAGUGCCUCUGCAGAAAUUUCCUCGGAUCGCACAGUACACUUCAAGAACUCACCAUACUGCGUGACAAUCUAGGCAUCGUUAUAUCGCCCCGUCUAUCCUUCGCCCCCACCCCCAGCCUCCGCACCCUGCACGUAUUCCCACACGUCAAGAAAAUGAAGCAGCAUUUACAGAAAGGCCUCUCCCCGAAGGACCUUGAAGCCCUCGCAACCUCCUUCCCCGAGCUUACGAGCCUCGACAUGCCGCUCCUCCCUCCCCUCCCCAAAUAUGCGCGAGAACUGGCGCUCUUCACGCGCCUGCGCACCCUGACCGUGCGCUUCCACUGCGCGAAUCUUUUGAAGGUGGACCCCUGCGUCUACUGUGGCGACUGCCACAUCCGCUCGAGCAUCGACAACCGGCCGGUGGAAGAGAUAUAUCCGAUUCAGCAGAUGAAGGAGGAGAUCGAGGCCGACUUGGUUCUCCCCUUGCGCGAUUUGCAGACGCUCACGGCGCGCGUUACGAGCGAUGGAAUUCUGUCGGUCGUCACCAUUGACGAGAGCGAGAUCGCGGAGCGGGACGUAGAGGACUCGAAGGUUGUGUACGAGUUUUCGAUUCCCCCUGAUGAGGGCGGGGAGAGGAAUAUCUCGGGGGAGAGUCUGGAGGCGGAUUGA